Messenger RNA from Haliotis rubra (blacklip abalone), 3079 nucleotides. RefSeq lists its product as uncharacterized. The transcript has 12 exons. Lineage: Eukaryota; Metazoa; Mollusca; Gastropoda; Lepetellida; Haliotidae. Gene Ontology annotation, molecular function: interleukin-17 receptor activity. Bases 31 to 2280 code for a protein of 749 amino acids. The record is from RefSeq and is a predicted model, not a curated record.
CGAGACCGGCUGACAAGCCCGCCCUUCACCAUGGCUGGUACAUUGGGCAUAAUGUAUGUAUGGCUUCUACCCCUAGCACUCUCACAGAACGUGGGCCUCACUGGUAACUGUUCUAGCAAAGAUGAACCCUUGCAAGUAUGGGGAGUUAAGAUGGAUCCAUUGACAUGUGUGUCCUUCCAGGGAAGCAGUGAGUUUGAAUGCGGGAACCUGCAGCUGCUCACCAACGCUCAUCUCGGAGGGGACUUUAUGUUGCAUCCAGGGUCUCUGAAAAUUGAAGGCACGCUGGUCAAAGGGCCGUAUCCGGGGACACUCAUCCCGCAAUUGGUUUUGUCCUGGCAACCCCCUGCUUCUGCUGCUGGUUCUGAACACUUCAAAGGAUUUUAUCUCAAAAUCGCUGCUUUAACUGGAUCGGCGGUUUUUGUGUGCGAAGUGUUUGACUUCUCCUACAACAGGUUUACGUCACAAUAUCACCGGCUAAAGUUCCAAAAGAAAAUGCAAGGUUUUCCUGGUGGAAGAGACGUCUUGUAUCGAAUAGAGAUGUUUACCCUACCGAUGACAUCGGACGCCAAGUCCAGUAAAGCGUUUUUUACUCUUCCACAAGUUCAAGAUGGGACUUCGACAUGGUCGUGGACCUCGUCGGUCUCGUAUGAGAGGCAACAUCUCUCAGCGCCGGCAGACAUCGUGGUGCGAUUCAGCUUGGCAUCAAAACACUACAAUUUCCGGAAAUACAGAAUUGGACUUGAUAAAGGUCAUGGACACAGUAACUUAUAUUCGGUGUGCGUUGUUGACACUCAGGAGAAGUAUUCGUGUCAGGGAAAAGACUACCAGAAACCAUCUGAGAACGCCACUGCCCUGACCCACACGUUCUAUGACAUUGAACCAGGGAAUUACACAAUAUGGAUCUCCCCACAGGACCCGUAUUUUCAGGACGACGAUCGGUGUGUCUGCUGUGUGAUGACCUCGUCAAACGUAACCAAGUAUAAGGCGUGUGCUGUCACACAAUCUGGAACGAUUACUGUUGAAGAAAAUGAAGGAACUGCACCAUCUCCAGCUGUCCUGAGCACAGAAGCGCCCCCUCCUCUGAACCAAGGUGCAGCUUUUACCGCAGUUUUUGCCUGUGUGCUUGCCGUGGUCGUCGUCAUAGCCGUUCUUGUCUGCAGGCGACAUCACAACAUAGCACGCUCAGCCAUUGCCAGAAGCAGUCCGAGGACACACUUAUCUUCCGGGAGUGGUAAAUUUCUUUCAAGGAAGAAGGUGUACUUGCUGUAUGCUGAGGAUCAUAAAGAUCACUUAAAUGUCAUCUCCAGGUUGGCCAUAUAUCUGAAAAACCAGUGUUGCUGCGAGCUGUUCUAUUUUCCUUGGUUGAAGAGAGACUUCCACGCUAUAGGUACAUACCAGUGGAUCAUAUCACACAUUGACGAGGCAGACUACGUGAUUGUCAUCAGCUCAGAGGCAGCGUUCAAACUCCUCGAUGCACGGAACACAAACACGUCUUUGAAGACAGAAGAUGAAGGUCCAGAGGGUGACAUCUUCUCCCCAGCCAUAACCCAUGUUAGGACGAAGUCCCUCGAGCCUGAUUUCUACAGGAAAACCAUCCUUGUAUACUUUGACUACACCAGUGAGGAUUUUGUCUUGAAGGAAGUGAGUCCUGGUGUCCAUUAUAAGCUGCCCAAACAUUUCAAGGACCUAUUGUGUCACAUCCAUGAAGUUGAUGUGUUUGACCAGACUCGCAGACAUCCAGAUAUAGACGCUAUUGUGGACCUGCAAGCCACUAGGAUUGGCCGACAUUUACGGAAAGCGAUUGAAAAAGCAAGACGUUUCGAGAAAUCUGACCCACACUGGUUUGAGAAGAGGUUCUGUCGACAACACUCAGUACACGAAUCAGAACAUGAUCCAGAGCAGACGUGGGAGUCAGUCUCUCUGAAAGCAAAUGUGGUUGAUACAGAUCCAAGGACAACUGCUGGUCAUAAUACAGGUUAUAAUAACGAACUGCAAAGUGUCAUAACUUGCAACUCUGUUGUAAUACAUCCACAGGACAUGAUUGCCCCGAGUGUGGUCGCAACUGACACCCCUACCGAUGUCAUUGUGACCAUGUUACAGAAUAUCAACGCACAGGAGGACCCGCUUACAUUCAACUGCCAAGACAAUGCAAAUGUUACUCAGCGGAAUUAUUCCAAAGAAGACUUCAUCCCUCCUAGUGAGAUACUAACAGAUACGGAUAUCGAUGCACGACUCCUUGCCAUCAAUAAGGGCGACGGGGUUUUCCCCCUUCUGACAUGACCAAAAGAUACCUAGACCUACAGAGUUACUACAUGUUACUAAGAAAGUGUAAUCCCAAAUAAAACAGAGUGUUACAGAGUGACAAGAGUCAAUAUUUUCAACCUCAGUUGAAGUAUGGAUUACGCAAGAUGUUUUAUAACACCAUGUGUACGUUGUUUGUAUCUAUAUCUCAAAGGAAAGUGUUACUGCAUUAAAGACUUGUUGGUACCUAUAUCAUGUUCCAAUAUACGAAAAUGCUUCUGCAAACCUCUAUGAUUAGAGGAACUGGUUGCAGGUUUGAAUCCCGAUUCUACCCGAUGGUGUUUUCAGGUUUGUCACCACAAUAUUGUCACCAUGAUAUUGUAGGUGGCGGUUGAACAUCUCUGGCCUACAGCAUUGCGGGCUUCAUUCCAUAUCACCCGGACAAAGCGGAAUACUGUUCAAAACGGCGUUAAACCAAACUCACUUACACACUCAUCAUGUGGACCUCAUUGACGAAUAACAUGACGUUAUGCAUUGAAAGUUUGUGUAGAGGCUCGUCGGAAAAUGCCACAUUCUUUUCACAAGUGCCAUGUCAAAGAGAUCACUCUCCCACUAACCUCGCGAGAUUUCCCCACUCACCCCUAGACAUGCCCUCCUCUCGUACAUGCCCAUCUCCCCGCUUCCACAUAAUCUAUACCUACCUAUAUAAGUAGUUUUAGAGUAUGUUUGUCAUCUCAUUAAGCUCGCUUUGACACCCUGCUCUUGUACAUUGAAACUACAGCCUCAUUUCGACUGUACUAUUCAUCUGGUAUUGGAGGAAUCGGUAAUGCAUGUAAAU